GCUGAUGAGUCCACAUGAACUAGUAAAAUAUUGCUUAUUAUAGUUCUAAGUAAUAUAUUUCAACUUAUGCUUCCCUUUUAUGAGAAAUCAUUUAGUCCUCAGUUGUUUUUUAUUCACGUAAAAUUUAUAUUUAAUUAAGGCAUCUUCAAAAUGAUUUCCUUCAGGAUCCAUAGUGUUCUGGUUCACACUGUUCUCUCACUGAUUUCCUCUCUUGCUUUUGGGAUACACAACGAGUUAAUCCAUUCAUUUGGAAAUGUGACAGGAAAAAUCACCUUCCGCCAAAUGGAUGGGAAUUCAACAUAUUUGCGGGAUAGUGGAGAGUUGGCAUCUUACACACCCACCAUGGUUUCAUUUGAGCUCUCUAACCUAAGACACAACUUACGCUCUGCGACUUUUAUAUACACAUGGGACUUGGGCAAUGGGGAAGUGCUUAAAGGUCCAGAGGCUUUUGUCCAGUGUUGCUACACGUCACCUGGAAACUACACAUUUAAAUUGAGCAUUGGAGCAAAUACAACCAAACAUUCCACAAUUUCUGGGCUGUAUUCUGUAGAUUUGACUGUGUUAGAUCCCAUAAAGAGCAUUGAAUUGAGAGGACCUUUAAAUUAUAACGUGGACCAAAGCAGCAGUCUUUCCUUUCAGGUUGGAGGAAGUCCUCCGGUUUGGCUGUGCUGGAGAGUUUUGCCUGAUUGCGUCUCUCCCAGUCCAACGUCCUGCAAUAUAGUCAGGCUCUAUUACAAUAAAUUCAAUUUGAACUACACCUUCAGAUCUGUAGGAACUUAUUGUCUAGACCUCAGCGUGAAAAAUGAUAUCAGCAGUCUCCAGACAUCCUACUACAUCUAUGUACAGAGCAGUCCUGUGAGUCACCUCAUCUUUAUUUUGCCCUGUGCUGUUGUGAUUUUUGCAACCCUCAUAUUCAUCUUUGUCUCGGUGUGUCGUCCACGGCAGGAAUCCCUCAUGUCUAAGGGAGUGGUGAAAGAUGUGAAUUAUCUCUCAUUCACAGACAUUGAGCUACAUGCAAAGGAUGCAAUCAUCCCCUGUACUGCUAUUCCAUCAUCUGCCUCUAAGAGCAGUGAAGCCCAGCCCCUUCUUUAGCAGGGACUUAUGGUCAACAUCCUGUACACAUAACACAUGAAGUGUUCCUUCAUAUUUGCCAGUCAUUGCAAUAUAGUGCUCCAUUAUCUAGCUAUUCACAUCUGAGAAGAUAGAAGGUCAGUCUUGACUCAACCCUCUGUGAAUCAACACAAUACAGAACCACUGAAAGCUUUUUAUUUUGCACAUCAGAUUCAUUCUCCUCUAUGUGAACUCAGUUAUGAUUCUCCUUCUAUUCCUUCUUUUGCUUUUUUUCUGACCAUUUUAGUCUAUAUUAAAAAAUUGUGUUUUAAGGUUAUACUUCAAAGAAGUUUCUAUUUAGUAAUGUGAAUUUUAGAAACUCUUUGAGUUUCUAAUGGAUCUAGGCAAUGAUUAUGAAUUUGGAUCAUUGCAUGCGAACUGAAAAAGAUGUCUUUCUAAAAAUUAUUACAAUAAUUAUUUUUAACUUGAACCUAUUGUACAACAAGCACUGCUGGCUUAAGUUUAGUUUGUGUGAAAGAUCAUAUUUGUUUUCUUGUGAUUUUGAGCAAGAGUCUCCUUGUCUAAGACCAAGAGCUCUUUCUCCGGAAAUGAGUCUGACCUGUAUGUUCCUGCUGUGAUGAUCAAUGCCAUUUGCCAUCUGCGCUGCAAGGUACCAGGGUAGUGUUGCACCAACUGUGCGAAAGGUUCACACUCUUGGCUUAGUAACUACCUGAUAUUUUGUAACUAAGUCAGUGCUUAAUUUGGUUGCAUCAACUGUUCUUAAUGCAAGACUUAAAUAGGUCGUAAGCUCUCCGUAAUGUGUUGUUGCAUAAUAUGAUGUUUAUUGUAUUGAUCCAAUAAGCAGCCUUCAAAUUUGGAAGACGGUGUUAACAAUCUGUGAAUUUCAGUUUGAUCCUGUUAUGGCUGAUGUUCAAACCUUGUUUGCUCAUUCAAAUGUCAGCUGUAAUUAUAAUUUAAUUAUAUCCCCACUUAAAUACAAAACUUAAUAAGACAAGAUUUCAUUGUUGGUAUAUUUAGCCUAUGAAAAGAACAAUAUUCAAUAAUUGUAUCCAGGGGCGAUUCUAGGGUCAGAGCUUUAGGGGUGCUGAGCACCCAAUGAGCCCCACUGCCACCACCCACCCUCU
Molecule: messenger RNA, 2195 nt
Organism: Xyrauchen texanus (razorback sucker)
Lineage: Eukaryota; Metazoa; Chordata; Actinopteri; Cypriniformes; Catostomidae
Gene: tmem130
Product: transmembrane protein 130
Exons: 7
Coding region: 151-1092 (313 amino acids)
Source: RefSeq, a predicted model, not a curated record